Xyrichtys novacula (pearly razorfish) is the source of this 2468-nucleotide messenger RNA. NCBI's taxonomy places the organism in Eukaryota, Metazoa, Chordata, Actinopteri, Labriformes, Labridae. The record is from the annotation of a GenBank genome assembly.
AUGUGAUCAGUGUUGUUCGGGAGUAUCUAACCCACUUUUCUGACGGGCUGUGACAGCAAGAUGAAGUGGCUAUAGCUGCUGUAGACAAAGGGAACGGGGCUCGUGGAUAUUAAGUUUAAUGUGUAACCAAAAUAUGGGAAACCGGGAGCAUUUACACUUGAAACACAUCUGUCAUCAUUUUUUUAUUCGUUUAUUUGACAGGGACAGUACGUCAGGCAUUGUUGCAUCUAAUUAAAGAGCAACCGAUGCUGUGUGUGCAGGACUUCUAGACGUGGCUAAUUUGCGGUCCUUGUCCCUGGUUAGACAGCAGGAAAUACAGCACAUGAUACAUAAACCACUAAAUAAAACGAGCAGUUUCUUCCAUGCACAAAAAUCUAGAAGUACAUAUACAUAUAUACACAGGCACAAUGUAACUUGUUUCAAGGACUUUAUAGCUGUUAGAAUAUUAUAUAAAACAUCCUUUUGUGUAGUACAUUUCGCUCAGGGGAUUCAGCUUUCAACUUUGAUUGUACAUUAUCCCGGAGUAUUACACAGCCUUUGAAAACAGCUUUAUAUUUAUGUGACCCUGGAGAGAAUUUCAGUUCAAGCUCAAAGACAUCACAUUUAUUACUAACUGGAAAACUGGAGUUUCAAAUAUGUGAAUAUCUAGAUAGAUAGAUAAAUACUUAGCCUGAUUUUUAUUAAAGUUAAGAUCAUUAACACUCCUGGCUCUGAAGUCAAACUGUUUACAUGUUUUGCAACUACCAUUUAUUUUAAUCAUCAUUUUACACACAGCAUAUGAACUUUUUGGGAAGGGGUUUGUACUUCAAUUUAGUUGGCAUUUAUAGUGUUUUAAAAUUUACAAAAUAAUCUGUGGUGAUUAUACAGGCGCAAAUUCUUGUAAAACAUGACUACAAUAUCAGAACAGAAGAAGGAACAGAAACGCUGCCUGUCAUGAGUAUAUUAGAGGUGGCGCUUUGUGAGCUCUUUUUUGAGUUGACAGACAGCUUCGCACACAACACCUCUCUAACUGAGCACCAGGUAGGUGAUUUCCUUUCCUUGUAAAAUGCUGUUAUGUUUGUGUUGGAGUUGAUAGAUGACUUUUUUAACAUUUAUUUAACACUACAGUGGUUGAUGAAAUAAUAAAAUGUAGCACCGGCUCAAAAUUUCUUUUCCAGGGUCCUGUGAACAGCAAUGAAUGACUCCUACAAUGACAGCUUUCAAUAUGACCUGGAUUAUGAGGAUCAGGUCUGUGAAAAAGCUGUGGUGGUCAAAUUUGGAUCCUAUGCAGUUCCCAUUUUCUUCUUCAUCGUGAUCACACUGAGCCUCACAGGAAACAUCCUUGUGCUUAUCAUCCUUGCUUUGUACGAAAACCUCAAGUCUCUCACAAACAUCUUCAUCCUAAACCUGGCCAUCUCUGACCUUGUCUUCACUACUGGUCUUCCUUUUUGGGCAAUGUACAGCAUCUGGGGAUGGGUGUUUACAACGAUCCUCUGCAAAAUGGUGUCUUUUGUUUUUUGCAUUGGGUUUUACAGCAGCAUCCUCUUCCUAACCAGCAUGACCAUCUACAGGUAUCUGACAGUGGUUCACCCUCUUUUUAACUUAAAGACUAAGAGCUUCAGCACAGGGACUUUUGCGUCUUUCCUUCUGUGGGCUAUCAGCAUCGGAGCAGCCAUGCCCUCUGUGCUCUUCAUCACCACAAUGCAAGUCCCCCACAAUGGUAGCUUCUCCCUCGGCUGUGACUAUGAAACACAUGCGUUAAGAGACAUUGCUGCCUUCCAACAGAAUGCUGUCUUCCUGUUUGCUUUUGCUGUGAUGGCUUUCUGCUACAUUCGAAUCCUUGGAAAGAUUAAAAGAGCAAGAUCCAAGACAAAAAACAAAGCUAUUAAACUUGUCUUUUGCAUCGUUGCUGUUUUUUUCCUCGGGUGGGUGCCGUACAACGUGGUCAUCUUUCUGAGGAGAUUGGCUGAGGGACUGGUUGAACCUUUUAAUGACUGUGACAUUAGUAUACAGCUUGACCAUGCAUAUGAAGUGUGCAGGUUCAUCGCUUUCUCCCACUGCUGCCUAAACCCUGUGUUUUAUGCUUUUGUUGGCGUCAAGUUUAGGAGUCAUCUGAAGUCUAUGCUGUAUCGUAUGUUUAUUUGCAGAAAUACAGUUGAGGAACAACAGAUUACACUGCAAGUCUACUCCCGUGGAUCAAUGUAUUAGUAUUCAUUCAAGCAUUUUAACUGAAAGAGGGAGAUUAGGAUAAAUAUGUAAUGUAGAUAUGCCAUGCAUUUAAAUUGCUGUUUGAUAUGAGACCCAUGGAGAGUUUUUUAAAACGGAAUUGUUAUUAAACAACAUUUACUCUAGACUUAACUAUAUGUGCAUCAUAUUUUAUUUUAUUAGUCAGAGAUUAUAUAGAGCACUUUGUAUUUUUUAUGUGAAAUUAUUAUUUCUUUUUGGGAAUUUUUCCCACUUUAUUUGUAAAUAAAAGCACCAUAAUAAUU